CUCUCCCUUAACCAUGGCUGGGCUUUGAGUCCCCCCAGAACCCCAAGGACCUUGGGUUGCAGCCCUCCUUCCUUGAACCUGCACUGUCCAGGUCAAGUUAGAGCUGGGACAUCGGGCCCAGCUGCGCAAAAAGCCCACCACGGAGGGGUUCACGCACGAUUGGAUGGUGUUCGUCCGCGGCCCCGAGCAAUGUGAAAUCCAGCACUUCGUGGAGAAGGUGGUCUUCCGGCUGCAUGACAGUUUCCCCAAGCCCAAGCGUGUGUGUAAGGAGCCCCCGUACAAAGUGGAGGAGUCGGGUUACGCUGGCUUCAUCAUGCCCAUCGAGGUGUACUUCAAAAACAAGGAGGAGCCGAGGAAGGUUUGCUUCACCUAUGACCUGUUCCUGAACCUGGAGGGCAACCCGCCUGUAAACCACCUGCGCUGUGAGAAGCUCACCUUCAACAACCCCACCAUUGAGUUCCGAUACAAGCUCCUGAUGGCCGGCGGGGUGAUGGUAAUGCCCGAAGGAGCAGAAACGGUGUCCAGGCCCAGUCCUGACUACCCCAUGUUACCCACAAUUCCACUCUCUGCCUUCUCUGACCCCAAGAAGACCAAACCGUCCCACGGCUCCAAGGACGCCAGCAGGGAGAGCGGCAAGGCCUGCAAGGCCCACAAGGCGGCCAAGGAGCACCGGGAGCGGCCACGCAAAGACUCGGAGAGCAAGGGCCCCUCCAAGGAGCCAGAGCGUGAGCAGGCUCGGAGUGCAAAGGACACAACGCGGAAGCUGGUUGAGGGCCGGCCACCCAAGGAGGAGAAGGCCCCACCACCCAAGGCUGCAUUUAAGGAGCCCAAGAUGGCCCUGAAGGAGACCAAACUGGAGAGCCUGUCCCCCAAGGGCGGCCCCCCGCCACCACCCCAACCUAAGUCUUCCAGUAAGCGGCCAGCUGCCGCCGACUCACCCAAGCCCAGUGCCAAAAAACAGAAGAAGAGCAGCUCUAAGGGGUCCAGGAGCACCCCUGGCACUUCGCCCCGCACCUCGUCUUCCUCCUUCUCAGACAAAAAGUCGGCUAAGGAUAAGGGCAGUGUCAAAGUGGAGAAGAUCAAGGCUGAAAGUGAGCCCCGAGAGAUCAAAAAGCCCCUGGAGGUGGAGGAGUCCAACUCGGAGGAUGAGGCCUCCUUCAAGACAGAGUCUGCCCAAUCGAGCCCAUCCAACUCUAGCUCCAGCUCCGACUCCAGUUCGGAUUCGGAUUUUGAGCCAUCUCAGAACCACAGUCAAGGACCCCUGCGCUCCAUGGUGGAGGACCUGCAAUCUGAGGAGUCCGAUGAGGAUGACUCUUCAUCAGGCGAGGAGGCUGCCGGCAAGACAAAUGCAGGGAGGGAUUCCAGGUUGAGUUUCAGUGACAGCGACAGUGACAACAGUGCUGACUCCUGCCUUCCCAGCCGAGAGCCCCCUCCCCCCAAGAAGCCACCACCACCCAACAGCAAGGCGUCAGGCCGGAGAAGCCCCGAGUCCUGCAGCAAGCCUGAGAAGAUCCUCAAGAGGGGCACCUAUGACAAGGCCUACACAGAUGAACUGGUGGAGCUGCACCGGAGGCUGAUGGCCCUGCGGGAGCGCAAUGUGCUGCAGCAGAUUGUGAACCUGAUUGAGGAGACCGGACACUUCAAUGUCACCAAUACCACCUUCGACUUUGACCUCUUCUCCCUGGAUGAGACCACCGUGCGUAAGCUGCAGAGCUACCUGGAGGCUGUGGCCACAUGACCCUGGGCCGGAUGCCCGACCCCUGCCAUCGGGGUCCCGGGAAUCCACACCCGGGCCCCGCCUGCCUUCCUCUCUCUCGACUCACCUGCCCGCAGCACUGCCUUAGUGACCGCCCUGUCCUCGGCCCACAAGGCCAGCUGCACUUGCCUCGUUGGCUCCCGGCCCGCCCUUCCUACCAGCUCACCGGGAGCCCUGGGGCCGAGGGGGGCCGGGCUGGCGCUGCUGCUGCUGCUGCUCCCUGUUGCUCAGGGGCUGUCACCUGGGUCCCCCUUGGAAAGUGGCUGGUGUUGAAGGCAGCACUAGGCCUCAUUCCUGUAGGGGAAGAAAUGUGUCCGGCAGCGGGAGCCUCGCUCCAUGGUGGGGCGUGUGGCACGGUGUCACUGCCCGGGCGUCUCUGAGCAGCUGGGGCACCACCUCCAGCCUCCCCAGAUGGUUCAGACACACCAAACCCCAGGACCUCAGAGGGUCCAGCUGCUCCAGGCCAGGCCUUGGUUCGUCCUCCACGUGAGCCGCAGGCAGCCCCUCUGUUGGCUCUCACUGUGCUGGGACUCUGUGCUGUAUAGUUCUCUCUAUAUUAUAUAUGUAUGUAUGCACUGUAGGUACCAGAGCGGUUUCUGGGUGUGCAUUUCUGUGGCAGCAGUGCACGUGGGGGGGUGGGGGGUGAGUAAGGUGGGACUUUUAGGUUAAGAUGUCUCCACUGGUCUUGUCUUUGGGCUGAGGCUGAGCCGGAGUGCCAACUGGCUCUGGAGGAAUCCUCCCGCAGUGGUACAAGGAUGCCUCGUCCUCCUCCCGGGACUCAGAAGGCAUAGUCCAGGGCCUGUGAACACUACGAUGGAGCAGUAGGUCCUUGGGCGCCCGGUCAGCCUGGCAGCCAUCUCCGGGGCCAGGCCUCCUGGGCGCCAGCCGGCUGCAGGCCGCCGCUUGUUACGGCGCCCCGGGCCGUGGCCUCUCCUUCCUUCCAUAGGAUCCUCUUCCUCCUCUCUGUUGAUCGAGUCUUCAAACUUUGAAAAAAAUGAGCUUUUGCCAAAUAAGACAUGAUAGUUGUGGAGUUUUUUCAAGGAGCGUCGGGACUCAGCCAGCUCCUCAUGCCUGGGCCCUGCUGGUGGCAGGCCCUCCCUGGCACACCUGUCUCUCUUAGGUUGGGGCGUCGCCCUCCGACACCUGCCAUUCACACUUGUCCAGAGCCCUGAGACUUAAUCCCUCGAAUGCCUGAGAUUCUCCAAGGACCAGGCCGUCUCUCCUCCCUUGGCCCACCUUCCAGUGUCAGAAGGCCCUCACGGGGCCAGCCCACCUCGGGUGGGGCUCCUGAGAGCCUGCUUCCCUGAGACCUUGAAUCAAGGCGCCCCCCGCCCCCCAACUUUUGCCAUGAACAAGAUGUGGAGAAAGGACUGGGAGCCCAGAUGUGGGUUCACCUCUCUCCAACCCACUGUCAGGCAGACCCUGAACACUCCCUGGUGACCCCCACGUCCAAGGCUUCCCUGAACUCCGGCCUUCCCGGUGAGGUCCUCAGAACCCGCGGGGAAGGCCCGAGAGCUUCAGAGGAAACCAUCAUGACUCCUCGCCAUUCACUCGCAUUCUCUCCUGACCCCACUGCCUUGAGUUACUAAGAAGAGAUCGGGUCUGUGUGGCAGGCCCUGUGCUGUCACCGUCCUGUUCUCCAGACAGGCCAGCAAUACUCCAAAGUGGGCACCAUUCUUCUCUGGAAACUUUUCGAUGCAUUGGAUGGAAGGAACUGGCCCAACAGGGGCUGCUCAAAAGGCAGCAGCUGCCUGGCCCUCUCUGCACAGAGGCUGCCAGGGGCCACAGGCAGGAAGCUCUGCUCAAGGGCAGUAGUCUUUCUCCUUCACGAGGAUCUCCUGGAAAGGGCCGCAGGCUCCAUGUGGCAACAUAGGCAGCCCUCUGCUUUGAGCCGGGCUCUCACCAGAGGCCACCGGAGAGAGGCGCUCUGGCUCAUCCUCAGUGUCAGCGGCAUCUGGCGCUUCCUGCUGUUUCCAGGGCCUUCGGAAGCACCGACCCAUUUCUCAGUUACCUCCUCUGGCCGGAAGGCCUCUAGUGCUGUUCUCUGGAGCUGCUCUGGGCCCAGUGCUGGCCCGUGACCACCCGAUGGACGUGCCAGGCAGCCCGGGCCCCAACCACAGCAUUCCCGGCUGCUCCCCUCCCCCAACCCCCAGCUGCCUGGCAGCUGGGCCCACGAGGCUCUGGGGACGCUUCCAUAGGAAGGGGCAGGCACUUUGUGAUUGCCGCGUGUUUAGUGUUAAGCCCUCUGCCCCCAGUGAAAAUCCCUGUGUUUUGCUAUCUCCUGAACAAAACGUAAACCGACACCUGAAAGCAAAAGGUAUCGAAUACCUUUUUUACCCAUAAGGGUUUUUACAAAGAUUGUGUCUCAUUAGGAACUAGGACACUUACCAGCCUGAGACCAACUCCUGGAUAAAUGGAAUAAGGAGAAUUGUGUUUGUAACAAGUUACAGGAUUGUUUCUGUCCUGGAUUUUAAACUUUUUGUUAAAUUGUGAAAUUAUGGAGGAAUUUUAUAGAAAAAAAAGUGAAAUAAAG
Molecule: messenger RNA, 4289 nt
Organism: Pteronotus mesoamericanus
Lineage: Eukaryota; Metazoa; Chordata; Mammalia; Chiroptera; Mormoopidae
Gene: MLLT1
Product: MLLT1 super elongation complex subunit
Exons: 12
Coding region: 164-1738 (524 amino acids)
Biological process (GO): positive regulation of DNA-templated transcription
Cellular component (GO): transcription elongation factor complex
Molecular function (GO): chromatin binding
Source: RefSeq, a predicted model, not a curated record